Molecule: messenger RNA, 3584 nt
Organism: Phymastichus coffea
Lineage: Eukaryota; Metazoa; Arthropoda; Insecta; Hymenoptera; Eulophidae
Gene: Inx3
Product: innexin inx3
Exons: 5
Coding region: 335-1528 (397 amino acids)
Biological process (GO): phototransduction
Cellular component (GO): gap junction; plasma membrane
Molecular function (GO): gap junction channel activity
Source: RefSeq, a predicted model, not a curated record
GCUCGCUGUUGAGCCUACUGGCCCCCGUUUGCACGCUUCUCGUUCCUUUCCUAUUUCCGUUCCGGACGCACAAAACAACCCUCCGCCUCGCUCUCCUUCUCUUCUCUUUUCCUCUCUCUCUCUCUCUCUCUCUCUUCCCCUCUCCCCCUGUCCCUCUCCUUGUUUGGUCCUUCCUUUGUUUUUCGGCCGUUCGACGCGCUCGCGCGCCAGCGCGUCUGCCCGCUAUCAGUGACGUGUGAUUGUGUGUGAAAUAAUAACAGUGCGGACACGCUGCUGUACGGCGAACAGAGGCUUAACAAGAGUGGCAAGGAGAGAACAGUAAAAGCCGUGAAAGAUGGCGGUGUUCGGGAUGAUGUCGGCGGUCGCCGGCUUCGUAAAAGUACGAUAUUUACUCGACAAGGCCAUAAUUGAUAAUAUGAUCUUCAGGGCACACUACAGAAUCACCUCGGCCAUUCUCUUUGGCUGUUGUAUCAUAGUCACAGCGAACAAUCUCAUAGGUGACCCGAUCAAUUGUAUCGCGGACGGUGCAGUGCCUGAACACGUGAUAAACACGUUCUGCUGGAUCACAUACACGUUCACCAUGCCAAUGACAUUGACGAGUCCAGUGGGCACGCACGUGGCUCAUCCUGGUCUCGGCAACGACUACAACGGCGAGAAGACGUUCCACUCGUAUUACCAGUGGGUGCCAUUCAUGCUCUUCUUCCAAGGAAUCCUUUUCUACGUGCCGCACUGGAUGUGGAAACAAUGGGAGGAGGGCAAAAUACGCGUCAUUUCGGAGGGCAUGCGCGGUGCCACCAUGGACACUAAAGUCGAGAGGCAGGCCAAGAUGCAGCGACUCGUGCAGUAUCUUUGCGAUACCAUGCACUUGCACAAUACAUACGCGGCUGGUUACUUCUUCUGCGAAUUUCUCAAUUUCGUCAACGUGAUAGGCAACAUCUUCAUGAUAGACGCGUUCUUGGGCGGUACCUUUCUGUCCUACGGCUCGGAAGUCAUCAAGUUCAGCAGCAUGAACCAAGAGGAUCGCAGCGACCCCAUGAUCGAGAUCUUCCCGCGCGUGACCAAGUGCACAUUCCACAAAUUUGGCCCGACUGGCUCAAUUCAAAAGCACGACGCUCUGUGCGUGCUCGCACUCAACAUCCUCAACGAGAAGAUCUUUAUAUUCCUUUGGUUCUGGUUCAUCAUACUGAGCGUGCUGUCCGCGCUGGCAGUCUUGUACAGUGUUGCUCUUGUGUUGAUGCCGAGCACCCGGGAAACUGUUCUCACCAGGCGAUUCAAGUUUAGCACGCCGUCAGGAGUCAGUUCACUCAUCAGAAAGACUCAGAUCGGUGACUUCCUGAUGAUUCACCUGCUCGGUCAAAACAUGAACAUUAUAAUGUUCAAUGAGGUGCUGGACGAGCUGUGUCGUCAAUUGUUACUUGGCUCAAGCAGCGGCGCGUCACCAGCGUCAAUGCCUUCAGCACCGAGUACCAUGGAGAUGUCACCAAUGUAUCCUGAAAUCGACAAGUUCGGCAAGGACCCAGAGACUUAGAAACAGCACGGAAGAAACGAGCUCCUUACGGCUUACGACACGAUAUAACACGACGCGAAAUGUGAUAUAGGGCUAAGCUCUCUCUCUCUCUCUCUCUCCUCUCCCUCCCUCCCUCUCCCGUCUCUAUCUAUCUCUAUCUCUCUUCACAACCCGAAGACGAAGUCGGCAGCGGUUGUGGCAGAGAGACACUAAGACGAUAGGUGGAUGGAUGCAAACUAUCAUAUUGUAUUCGUAUAUAUUAUUUUUUUAAAUAUCCGCCUCUACACUCUCGCUCUCUUUCUAUACCUUUUCCAUCGGCAGUACGUCAGUUAUUAUAACGCCGACGAGCGAAAAAAUUAAUUGAUACCGUCAGCCGAUACAUAUUGCACUUUCUUACCUGACUUUGGACUUUUGUCGAUGAAAAUCGAUUGACAGUGUGCGAUAUUUCACGUAGUGGUUUUUGUUUAAAGCCGAAAUGGAUAGAUACAAUAACGUAUCUCUUGUGUUCAUAAGAAUACGUUUAAUUGACUUGCUGUCCGAUAUUUUACAUUUCUUAUUUUUUUUUUUUUUUUUUUUUUCCUUUGCCAAUGAGAACUUGACGAAAGAAACAAUUUAUCUUUUAUACUAGCACGCAAGGCCUCGCACCGAGUAGCUAGAACGCCUGCGUUAGCCAAUUUUUAUGGAUGAUUUUUUUUUAAUUAAUUCUAAUAACAAAUUAUUCUUGUCUAACUUUUAUCAUAGAUCUGUUGUUUUUCUAUACACUCCAUUCGAAGCUUUCUUAUUCGAUAUUUAUAUAAAUAUACAUAUGUACACAACCAAGCAUCGUCCUUGAAAAAACGCCUUUACAGUAUAUUUUUUUUUCUGUUGUGUAGGUUUAUCUUCAUAAAGGCAAUUGUAUGUUUAAGGAGUAUAUCGAAAAUAAUCAAAUUUUAUGUAGAUUAGUGGUGCAAUCGUGCCUUUCUUUUCUUCAAUGCGAUAGUGUGAUUGUGACAAUAACGAUGAAAUAACAAUAAAAUGAGAUCAAUUAUUGUAAUAUUGUAUUCUUGUUGAAAAUUUAAUCACCGAGUAUAUAAGAGACGAAAAAAAAAAGAAUGUUACUACAUUGCCAUUAAGCUCAACACACUGCCUUGACUCUUCUUUCUCUUUCUCUCGCUCUCUGUCGCGCUCUUCAUUGCGAAAUGUAAUCAUUUUUCUUCUUUUUUUAUACGACUCGUAAAUCACAAAGCGAAAAAAGAAUAAACAAGCGAGCCAGAGGAUAGUAGUAUUUUUCGAAUUUUCCCGCGAGCGGGAGAACGUAUCUCCGUCCGAUGGAAUUUGUUCGUUCGAUUAAUUGCAAUUGUGAUUCAACUGAAUGACGUAGUAGAAAAACGCUAGCAUUGUCGCCCCUAUUUCUUUCUGCUAUUCCAUGUAGCGUAUGAAGUGCCUUAAAUUUACUAUAAAAAGUUACAAAAUCAACGGUAUAGAUGCACUGUAUAGAGGAGAAAAAAGUUAAAGGGAGCAGAAUGAGAUUAUGAAUAAUAAGACAAUUGCAAUAUCGUUUCAUCAAUAAUUUUUAUAGAUUUGCUGUAAAAAAUCUAUUAAUGAAAAAAAAACACUGCAAUAAAGCUACGAUGUACGUAGUUUAUAGAGCCCGAUUAUACAUAAAAUAAAAAAAAAGUAUAUUUUACACAUAGAUUAUUAUAGUCCUGUUCUAUGAGUGAUAUGUUGAUGAAAUAGCCUUGCGAGGAGAGAUGUAAAACAUAGGUAGCGCGCGAAGCAUAUGCACAUGAGCUUGGCGAGGAACGAUUGAGAUUUUGAUUAUAGAAGAAUGAAUUCAGAGUGUAGUUACAUUUUUUUUUGCAAAUUUCACGAUGUGCCUCUCGUAGGGUUAUGAAGACACUUUAGGUAAUAAGAGAUUUUAUGGAAUAAUAAUGAGACAAACAAACAAAAUGAAAAAAAAAAAAAAAAAAAAAAAAAGAAUGCUGUAUUCGUCAAAUAUGUUAUUUUACGCUGCGAUGCAAAGUGAGAGGAAGACUGCCAAUUUGUGCAACGCCGUAUAAAUAAAGUAAAAGAUUUGUGAAUUUAUAAAUUUAGUAAA